Drosophila nasuta is the source of this 4510-nucleotide messenger RNA. It is a transcript of the gene wde, whose product is annotated as Fibronectin-III type domain-containing protein windei. Gene Ontology annotation, cellular component: transcription regulator complex; nucleus. The record is from RefSeq and is a predicted model, not a curated record. The coding region runs from base 195 to 4184 and encodes 1329 amino acids. NCBI's taxonomy places the organism in Eukaryota, Metazoa, Arthropoda, Insecta, Diptera, Drosophilidae. The transcript is spliced from 5 exons. Gene Ontology annotation, biological process: regulation of DNA-templated transcription. Gene Ontology annotation, molecular function: transcription coregulator activity; protein binding.
GGCAGUCCACAGUUCGGUGUAAACAAAUCUACAAAAAGCCGUUUAAAUUGUUGAAUAUUUAAUUAUAAAUAUAUAUAGCAUGUUUUAAGUAUUGUAUUUUAAGCCUUUUACGUGAAAUAAGACUAAAAUCCAGAGGAAUUCCUAUCGUUCAAUGUGUUACAAGUGAGCGUUGUAUCUAAAGUUAUCGCCUAAAAAUGAUGGAAGUAACGCAAAAGGUUGAAUUAAAAGAGUUGCCAACCGAAGAUGAAAUAAUGCGAAGCAUUGCUGCAGAACUCGACGAGGAGGUUGACAAACUAACCAACCCUGACAUUACAUCGCCAGUGGGAAGUCGUAACUCCGUGGAUGUGGAUCUGCAAAAUGGUUUGGAAACCGACGAGUUGGACAAUGGUAUUGAGACGACACCUACAAGUACCGAAAGUAUUUCCAAGGACUGUGAGGAUCAGGCUGCUGCUGUCAUGGGUUUAAGCAAGGAGCGUGAUGCAGGCAGCGAUCUGGAUGCUUUAUUGGAUAAAAUAAGUUCUAUUGUGAACUGUGAUCCAAAGGAGUCGGUGGAAGAGGAGACUAAAGAAAGCUGUGCAGCGUUGGAGGCUGGAUGCAAUGAACAGCAUGCUGGGGAUAUCGAUAACAAAAAAGAAUGCGAAAUUGCUAUCGAUAACACAGAUGCAGCAGUUAUCGCUGCUGAAGAAGAACAAAAGGAAGAAGCGCACGAAAAGAACGUGGAUGCUGAAGUUCAUGAAGAAAAAGUCAAGGAUUUGGAAGAAAAAGAAGACAAGCGAAUAAUUGCAGAUCCCGUGGAAGACGGGACUACGGAAGCAGAAGAAAAUAUUGUGGAUAGCAAAGAGGAAGCUAAUCAAGUGAAAGCAAUAGAUAAUCCUGAAGAUACGUCUGCAGCUUCUGAUGUUUGUGAGACAGAUUUAAAUACCGCCAAUGAUGAGAUCUUUAUGGAUGCAUUGGAAACCAUAUCCAGCUCUGAUGAAUUUGAUGCAAUUCCAGAAGCAAAAUCCAGUGCUAAGAAGGAAACAACAAACGGUUUAGAAGACAUUACCUCUGACGAUAGCCUUGAGAAAAAUAAUCCCCCUGCUGAAAAGCCUAUUAAAGAACCAUCUAUUAUUGAUCUAGACACACUGGAUGAAAAGGCCAAAAAAAACACUGAGGGAGAUACUAAGAAGGCUAUGGAGGUUGAUGCAAUCAAAGAGAAUGUCGAAGAGGAGGCAGAGGAAGUAAAUGAGCACCUGGAGAAGCUUGAUGCAGUAGAAUUGACGGCAACGGAAGAAUUGCGAGAUGAUGCCAUAGAUGACAUGCUCGUGGAAACGGCUGAAAUGUGUGAAGCCAUAGACGAGCAGGCCAAAAUUGAGGCAAAACCCGAAGAUGCCAAGCCGAAGGACGGUGAAGAUCUAGUCAAAGUGGAAGGGGACGAUCUGCAACCGACUGAGACAGUCAAGAUAAAUGGAACAGACGAUAAAAUGGAUGAGCAGAGCUUGAACGAAGUUUCAAAGAAAGAUGAGGAAGAAGAUGAUGAAGUCAUAUUUUUUGAGUCCAUUGAAAAGACAACAAAUGAAACUGCAGCUACAACUGAGACUGCUAAGGAAAACCCCAAACCAGACGACGAAGAUGUGGAAGAGGUUAAGAAAGAUGAUGAAGUGGUGCUUGUGUCGGAGGAUGAGGAGGAAGUGUCGGCGCCAAUGAAGCAACUCGCUGAAGGGGAGUUGAGUAAAAAAACCGACACAGCAGAAAAAACACCUCCCAAAAUCGAUGUAAAAUCCAAGUCGAAUUUACUCGUCGAUAACUCCGACAAUGCCUGCGAUCAGUUUGAGAAGCAACGAGCACAGGAGAAGACACCCCCGAAAGAAGGACCUGGCGAGGAUAGCAACUCUAGCAAUCUGCUGCAACCAUCACAGAAAAGUAGCGAUGAGAUGGUAACUGGAGUCGAAGCCGAACCCGAAGUAGAAGCUGAAACUACAGUUGAGGGAGAUCAGGGCGAUGUGGAAGCCGAAGAGGAAACCGAGGAGCCAUAUGUGCCGGCCGUGAAGCGUAUAAGACUGAGCACCGAUGACAAGCCGGAGGCUAGCAAUAGUUCCAGCUGUACAGCCGAGGCAACAACGUCCACUAGCAAUAUUACAAGCACCUCUAACAUAGCGGACGAGAAUGAACAUCAGGCUCAGCCCUUAGUUGCCAAACGGAAUCACAGCCCCUCAGAACCAAAGGAGGAUAUACCAAGUAAAAAGCUCAAAACGGAUGACACCGAUUCGAACAGUUCCUGCGACGGCAAUCUACAAAUCGAUUUAGAUGCACACGAUAAUACCGAAGAAUCAGAUACGCCAGCAGACGUCACGAAAGAGAAGAUUAAAGAGCCAUCCAUCGACCUGAAGCCCGCACCGGAACUCAAAAGCGAUGUGAAACCUUUUCGAUUGGAUUUUGUACAGAAAUUCGGCAAGAGUUUCGACAAAAUGACGCGUUGUGAUCUCGAGGAACUGGUGCUCCAGAAGAUCGUCGAGUGCAUGCUGGUGAAGAGCGAGUUUGCUGAGAUCCGGCGUCAGGUGGACAAACAGGAGGUGACCCUGGCCAGCUACAGACGCAAGAUCGCCGAAGUAUCGAAACAGUUUCUCGAUCUGGAAACUGUGCACAAGCGUGUGCUCAAGGAUCUGGAGACACGCAACUCACAGUUUACAGCACCGGUACGCAUCACACGUGCCGUCGGUCUUCAGGUGGGUAUGGCUCUGAUGAAGAAGCCCAGCGAGGAUGCGACACGCAACCAGGCUAGCCACCAUACUGCAGGCAGUAUGUCAGCUCCAGCUACAUUAAUUUCCAGUACCGCGGCAGCUGCAACGUCAGCGCCCUCAACGAGUCAGCCUCAAAAGGCAACCACGUUGCCUAAGCCGGCACAACGGUCGCCACUGCGUGGCAUGACCAGGGCGGCUCCUGUUAUGCAGCAUCCGCCUCCGCAGCAACAACACCUACAGCAACAACCUCAACAGCAGCACCAACAACAACAACAACGCUCGUCGUUGACCUACAACCAAACUGGAGGUAAUGCCACACCGCCCGUGCGUCGCGGCUGCAUGCAGAAAGUGACGCCCCAACGCCCCGUGAACAACUCAACUCCGUCUACGCCCGGACCAGCUGGCAUGCAACGUCUGCAGACCUCACCAGGAAGUUCUUCCCGCAUUUAUGCUACGAAGCACACCGGCACCGCCGCAACUGCUUCGGCUGCCGCACCGACAACUACGCGUCCCCGUGGAGUCGUUGGCAAACCCGGUUCUACCUACAUGUCAAACAAGCAGCUCAUACAACAGCAACAACAACAGCAGCAGCAACAACAACAGCAGCACCAACAAUCACCUUUGCCCGUACGCAUUGGUCGCACUCCUGGCAAACAGAAUAAUGUCAAGUCCCGCCAGAUGCCCAUUGGUGGCGGCACGGUCUCUGUGCCCAUGUCAAAUACCGCGGCGGACAGCGCUGGCGGUAGUUACGGUCAGCCCAGUUUGGCGCCAGCUCGACCCAAGGAAAAGGCUGUCAUCGAUCUGACCGACGAGGAUGAUGCGGCUGCUGCGGCCGCAGCUGAGGUCACCGCUCGCCUGCGUCAGAAUCCAAAUGUGGGCAUCAAACGCAGCUCGCAGUCACCUGCAAGUGGCCAAGGAAGUGCACGUCCAGUGGCGGGCAGCGUGGUGCGAGUGUCGCCGAUGAACGUGGGACGCGGUAAUGUCGUUACCAGGCAGAUUUUCAACAACAAUUCAGCAGGUCAACGCAGCUCGGCUGGAGCUAAUGUCACAAUGCAGAUUCGAUCGGAGAACACGCCGCCAAAUCCAAGUCGCCUUCGCUUCUCGCAUCCUGCACCGCUGCCGCUGGCUCCUGCGCAAACCUUCCAUCCCGACUGGAAGUUGCCCCCCUCUCGUCCCGUAAUUCGCAUCAGUUUGCACGAUACGGGCAUCGUCAUUUCGUGGACGCUAGAGGAUACGGGUAGUCGGUUUGCCGAGUGUGUCACGUAUCAGAUCUACGCUUAUCAGGAGACGAUCAAUGAGCCAAGCACCGAUUCGUGGCGUCAUGUGGGCGAUGUGAAGGCCAUGCUGCUGCCUAUGGCCGUAACCCUGAAUCAGUUUCAAGAGAAUCAACGUUAUUUCUUUGCGGUGCGCGGUGUCGAUGCUCACGAUCGUUAUGGAGUAUUUAGUCUGCCCAAGACGUGGUAAUCCACUGUCUGUUAUUCUGUUUUAUUUUAAGUAUUACAACGCUGUCUAGUAUCUUAUUUUUUAUUUAUUUUAAUAAUUUAUCAUUUUAUUUAUGGAACCCAUCAAUAACCCACUUCCACUCCCAGUAACCAUCACAGAUACAUAGAUUAACAUAUUUGUUCCUUAAAGAUCACUCACUCAUGGGCAGCUGUUAAUUAUAAUAUUCGCCUUAAUCCUAAGUUAGUCCUAAGGCAAGUGUUGAUCUAUAUUAGCCAUUUGGAAGUCGAGCCAAUCGUACUCAAAUUUUAGCUAUCGCUUUGACUUCAUAGACAUUAAACGCAACAACA